AUGCCGGUUGAUAUGACCGAAGAGGAGAAGGAAGAAGUGUAUGAAGAGUUUGUGGAAUAUGAUUUGAACAGAGAUGGCCUAAUCGAUGCAGAAGAAAUUAUAUCCGUUUUGAAGAAUAUGAAAAAACCAGACUUUAUAAAAUUUUUCACCAAAGUAGACUUAAACUCCUCAGGAACGAUUUCGUUCAGUGAAUAUAUGAUAUUUGUGAAUUCAAACUAA
Molecule: messenger RNA, 219 nt
Organism: Plasmodium cynomolgi strain B
Lineage: Eukaryota; Apicomplexa; Aconoidasida; Haemosporida; Plasmodiidae
Exons: 3
Coding region: 1-219 (72 amino acids)
Molecular function (GO): calcium ion binding
Source: RefSeq, a predicted model, not a curated record